AUGUUGAAACAAACAAAAUCUAGGAGUGUAGCGCAAGGAAUUAAGGCUAAACAUCCUCGUUCGAAGAGAAAUCGAGAUGUAAAUGUGGAAGAAAUACGAGAGACAGCGUAUCGUGCAAGCCUAAAUGGCAUAAAGACAUUGAUUGAGGAGCUGAAUUUGAGCGAUGAUCACAAGAAAAUCAUGAAGAAAACUCCAUUCUGGAAGAUUUUCAAGUCCAUUAUUAAGAACAAGUUGACAUCCGCUCAUUGUCGAAAAAGCGACAAAAUGAUUAUCGGGAUCAUCAAUGCAUAUGAUCCUGACGUUGGUGGGUUUAAAUUGGGAGGCAAGACUCUUAGGAUAACACGGGACGACAUAUUUAGUAUAUUUGGCAUAACAGGGGGUUCUGAAAAGGUCAGUUUCAAGUAUGGAUCCAGAGAAGGCGUUGAAAUGGUGAGAAGAGGUUAUAUCGAAGCAAAACGUUUAUCGAGUUCUUCGCUAAAGGAACUUGUGAAACAGUAUGCUGUUAGAAACAACAAGGCCAGAAGACUGGAUUUUGUACGGCUAUUGUGUGCCUACCUGUUACAUAGUCUUUUUUUCCCCGUCAGGACAACUGUGAAAUGGGUAUAUUUGGAACAUGUUGAGGACUUGGCACGGUUACGAAACUAUGAUUGGUGUGGGGCGGUUCUGGAUGAACUUAUGACGUCAAUAAGACAGCAUCAUGACGACCCACGAAGGGUGUCAAGGUGUGUCGUGGUUCUUCUGUACUGGCUAUGCGAGCACACCAAUCUGGUGAAGCCCCUCAAUCCCGAAGAAUCACUCGGUAUAAUUAAGUGGAGGACGAUGGAUUUGGUAAAUGUGUGUAGGGAAAUAGCACUCAAUGACCUUGAAUCUGAUCAAGUGGUUUCACGGCAACAAAAGGAUCAUGACCCACAUUCAACAAAAGGAUCAUGA
Messenger RNA from Rhododendron vialii, 930 nucleotides. RefSeq lists its product as uncharacterized. The record is from RefSeq and is a predicted model, not a curated record. The coding region runs from base 1 to 930 and encodes 309 amino acids. Lineage: Eukaryota; Viridiplantae; Streptophyta; Magnoliopsida; Ericales; Ericaceae. The transcript has 3 exons.